AUGUCGUCUAUCAUCUUUCAACCGUUAUUACAUGAUCCAAUAGGAUGGAAACCAUCAAAUUCAACAUAUACGGAUCAUUAUAAAUGGAGAAAAUAUCGAUCAAGAAGUAAAGAUAAAAAAAUUUCAACAUAUGGUCAAAAAUAUCAAAGACAAUUACAAAAACAACAAAUAAAACAAUGUUUACUUGUACCAUCAAAUGAAGAAAAAAUAAAUAAUUCUGUUAUUGUAGUAAAAAAAUCUGAAGAUAAUCAAGAACGACCUAGUUCACAUCGAUCUACAUCAUCAAAAUCACCAGUUAUUAUUGUUGAAUAUAGACAACGUCCAGCUACAGCUUAUGAGGACACUAAUUGCCAAUCAAAAGCAUCACAACGUUCACAAUCUGCACUUCCAAAUAUUGAAGAAAGGACUCGUCCAUUGACAGCACCUGAAACACGUCAAACACCAAGAGAAGAAAAAGAAAAACGACCAAUUGACCCUAAUAAUGAUAACAGUCGUCAUUGGCUUACUUAUCCAAAUCCUAAAACACCUGAUUAUAUAAAUGAUAUAAAAAAACGUUUAGGACAAUUAAAAAUACCUUCAACUCUUGGUCGACCAUCAUCAGCAUCGAAUGUUUCAAUUCAACAACAACAACGACAACAACAAACGCCUCAAUCAAAUAAUCGGCCAUUAUCUGCUUCAACUCAAAUUCAACAUAAACAACAAACAAAUGAUGAUCAACAUCAUUUUCUUACAUUUAAUACUCGUGAUACACCAGAUGAUUUACGUGCUACUCGUUAUCGUAUUGAUAAACAUCGAUAUAAUCCAUCAUUAGAUAGUUAUCCACCACGUCCAAAAACAUGUCCUGUACGUGUUCAUGAUACUCCUAAACCAAUAACACCAAAAGAAUCUGAAAAUGAACAAAUUCAACCAAUGAAAAAUGAUGUAUGGAUUGUUGAAGAAGAAAAACCAUCAAAUACAUUAGAUGUUGAAUCGCCAUCAAUUCUUAUACAAAUGGUUGAUUGUGAUGGUUUACCCAAUGAAUAUGUUGAAGCACUUGAAACAGCUAAUGCUGCACAAGAAACAUAUUUAAGAAAUUUGAAAAUGAAUGCUGAAAGAAGACCUGAUAAUUCCGUUUAUCGCCUAUCGGAGAAUAAAAACGAUUCUUUAGUUACUUAUCCAAGUCAACAGCAAUCAACAACAAUGAAUAAUCAAUUGCGUCAAUUAGCACGAUCAUCACACAAUGAUUUUGGUGUUUGGGUUCGAAAUGCAACAGAUAAAGAACGAGCAUCAGCUAUGAAAAUUUUACAUGAAGUUCUUAAUCAACCAAUUGUAGGUUAUGAAAAUCAAACAAAACAUAAACCUGUUUUUAAACAAGCACCAGCACCACCACCGAUUCGUACUUCAUCAGCAACAAGAAAAUUAGGUCGUACACGUACUCAACAUCAAUUUCCAUGUGAAAUAUGUGAAAAACUUCUUAUUAAACGUCAUGUAUGGGAUUUAAGUGGGUCAGAAAAAUUAACUUGUCCUCAUCAUCCUCAGAGUAUUCAAGUUCGAGCAUAA
Messenger RNA from Rotaria sordida, 1539 nucleotides. The record is from the annotation of a GenBank genome assembly. NCBI's taxonomy places the organism in Eukaryota, Metazoa, Rotifera, Eurotatoria, Philodinida, Philodinidae.